Molecule: messenger RNA, 960 nt
Organism: Ectocarpus sp. CCAP 1310/34
Lineage: Eukaryota; Phaeophyceae; Ectocarpales; Ectocarpaceae
Source: the annotation of a GenBank genome assembly
AUGCUACAGUGCCACAAGGCAGCAAAGGCGGAUGGGAUAUUCAACGAAUUCAUCAAGUUUGGGGGGAAGGGGAUCAUCCAGCUGAUGAUAAUGCUGUACACCUGGGUGUGGAAAAACGAGUAUGCGGCAACUAGAUGGAGGAAAGGGGUGGUUGUGAACUUCUUUCAGAAAGGAGACAAGACUGACCCAGGACGUUACAGGGGGAUCACACUGUUGAACACAGUAGGAAAAGUGUUCUGUUUCCGAAAGAAGAGGGGGUGCGUAGACCACACAUUCACGGUAGGGAGAAUCAUCCAAGAUAUAAAGAGUGCGGGGAAGCCCACGUAUUGCUUCUUCCUGGACGUGAAAAAGGCAUACGAUACAGCAUGGAGCAAUGGGCUGUGGAAGCAAUUCUCCACGUACGGGAUGAAGGGGAACAUGUGGAGAGUGCUGAAGAAGAUGACAGAGUGUGCGAAAAGCGCGGAGGUCCCACAAGGUUGCACGUUGUCCCCAACAUUGUUCCAGGUAUUCAUCAACGAUCUGUUGAAAGUCAUAGAGGCAGUCGGGAAAGGAGUAAAGGUAGGGGAAACGGAAACUUCGGUGUCGGGAAUGCUGUUUGGGGUUGAUUUUGCCGGUAUGUCGGACACCUCUGAGGGACUGCAACUGCAAAUUGACGCGGCGAAGGAGUUUACAAAUGAGUGGAGGUUGUUUGCCAACGCUGAGAAGAGUGCCGUCAUGGUUUGCAACGACGACAGGGAGAAACCACACACACACCUCGGAGAAGAGAUCGCGAAAGACUGCUCGUGGAAUGCACACAUGUCCAAGGUAGCGGAAAAGGGCAAAGCACGAGCAGGGGAGCUGCACCCAAUGCUCGCAAACAGGCACCUCGGUACACGCUUCAAAUUGACGGUUUUGAAGAGCGUAAUCGUACCGCCGCUAGAGUGUGCCGGAGAAGGAUGGGAAGGAAAUACAAGAAGGUAG